Messenger RNA from Helobdella robusta, 594 nucleotides. RefSeq lists its product as hypothetical. Lineage: Eukaryota; Metazoa; Annelida; Clitellata; Rhynchobdellida; Glossiphoniidae. The record is from RefSeq and is a predicted model, not a curated record. The transcript has 4 exons. Bases 1 to 594 code for a protein of 197 amino acids.
AUGAACAAUACCAGAGUUACUGGGACUAAAGCGUUCUUGCAUACGUCGAGGCAGAAGAUAAAAAGUUCCGUUAGUAACAAAAGUAAAGAAGCUAAAUUUGUCCGCACUAAAAACUUGCACACUCUCCACAAAAAAAGCCAUAUCAAAAAAGCACAGGAUCUUUCAACCGCGGAUUACAGAAAUUUGUACCAGCAGGAGGUUUCAGAUCACAUGACAACAAAGAGAGCUCUUUUGCAUAUGCAAGAAAUCAAUUCAAAUAUGAUUAAAGAAUCUGAAAAAAAAGAAGAGUAUUAUCUGAAUCUUGUAAAAGAAUUAACUGAGCAACACGAGUCUGUACUGAAAGAGGUUAUCCGAGAAAAGAACAAAAACAUCAGAGAUCUGCAGUUUGAUUUCUACAACUCACAAAUAAAAGUGAAAUCAUUAAAACUUCAAAUAAAGAACAUUUUCACCGAAAACUCCAAGUCCUUCUUGGAUAAUUUUAUCGUACAUGAAUUAUACGCAGUCGACAGUCUUGGUAGAGUACUAAAAAUUCUGAACAUCGCGUCCUCGAUAAUACAGCUUCAUAAGGAAAGCAAUUGUGAAUUAAAAUUAUAG